Boleophthalmus pectinirostris (great blue-spotted mudskipper) is the source of this 2801-nucleotide messenger RNA. It is a transcript of the gene znf280d, whose product is annotated as zinc finger protein 280D. The coding region runs from base 177 to 2411 and encodes 744 amino acids. NCBI's taxonomy places the organism in Eukaryota, Metazoa, Chordata, Actinopteri, Gobiiformes, Gobiidae. Gene Ontology annotation, biological process: regulation of DNA-templated transcription. The record is from RefSeq and is a predicted model, not a curated record. Gene Ontology annotation, molecular function: RNA polymerase II cis-regulatory region sequence-specific DNA binding; DNA-binding transcription factor activity, RNA polymerase II-specific. The transcript has 17 exons.
UUUCCGCCUCCGCCAGUACAGAGUAAUUUUUCUCUGUCCCAAACCUGAGCUGCUGCUUUUAGCCCUGAGCCUGUUUUGCAAAGCCUGCCCCACUGCACUGUCUCUUAGGAGAUUUGAGUAAAUCGGUUGGAUAAUAUCAACAAUCUGCUGAGGCGUUUAUUUGCUGCGGGUCCAUAAUGUCUGAGCUUGAAAUGGAGUGUGUCGAGGAGGAGCUGGAACCAUGGCAGAAGUCCUUCCCACCGAUCAAUCUGACUGAAGAAGAUGAUGAUGAACCCAUAUUUGUAGGAGUAGUGUCUGAAGACCAAAGGGAGAGAGAUUCUAAAUCAAUGGUCAUCCAGUGGAAAUCUGAAGAAAAACUAGAUAUUAGACAGUCCAAUCCUCAGACCUGUCCAUUGUUGCCUCUCAGUGUGGUAGGAACCCCCGGGAAAACCUCAGUACCUACUAUGCCAGCUAUUUCACCACAGCCCAUUAUUGUUAAUAACCAGGGCUUUAUAGUAACUCCACAAAUUACAAACAACAGUAAUUUCAUCACCUCUCUUGGGACUCCUGGCACUUCGUUUACAUUUGUAUCAGCCCAACCACAAACAUUUCAACAACUUUCCCCAACUUCUUUGAUACACGGUGUAGUCCACAGGCCUCAGGUCCAACAAAUCCACAACAACAUUGUGACACUGUCAAAUGUCCAGGGUCCAGCUGUCUACAACAGACCCACUCAGAUGCAUUUCAAGCAGUCCAACAGAUCUUUGGCACUAAUAAGAUCUCCAAAAUCAAGCAAUGUUACACAAAAUGGGUCGUCUAAACAUACGUGCACACACUGCAAAAGUACCUUUUUUGAUGAAAAUGGACUUAAGAGUCACUUAAGGAACUGUAAACCAACAGAUACUGAAGAAGGUGUAGCACUUGCACCACAGCAGUUUGGUGAUGGUAAGCGCAUAAUGCUGGUUGGAGAGUUCUACUACGGCAAAUUCGAAGGAGAUGGCUAUACACCGGAGACUGAAAGGACAACCACUUUCAAGUGCCAGAGCUGCUUGAAAGUGCUCAAGAAUAACAUUAGGUUUAUGAACCAUAUGAAGCACCACCUGGAGCUGGAAAAGCAAAACAGUGAAAGCUUUGAAAGCCAUACAACCUGUCAGCAUUGCUACAGACAGUAUUUGACUCCAUUCCAGCUGCAGUGCCACAUUGAGAGUGCUCACAGCGCAAUUGACUCUACAACCAAUUGUAAGAUUUGUGAGUUGGCCUUUGAGUCGGAACAGGUUCUCCUGGACCACAUGAAAAAUAACCACAAACCAGGGGAAAUGCCUUAUGUAUGCCAGGUGUGCAAUUUUAGGUCUUCCUUCUUCUCAGAUGUGGAAACACAUUUCAGAGAUGCACAUGCAAAUACAAAGGACCUUCUCUGUCCCUUUUGUCUCAAAGUUGUUAAAAGCGGCCACAUCUAUAUGCAACACUAUAUGAGGCAUCAGAAAAAAGGAAUUUUUCGUUGUGGAAAAUGCAGACUCAAUUUUCUUUCAUUUAAAGAAAAAGUAGAACAUCGUACUCAAGUUCACAAGACAUUUAGAAAGCCAGAAGCUCUGGAAGGUCUUCCUCCUGGAACAAAGGUGACAAUUCGAGCAUCAUUAACUGGAAAACCCUCUCUAAUACCCAACUGGCGUACUCCAGUUGGCUUAAUUGUUACACCAGAAACAUCAAAAACCAACAAAUCAGCGAAAUCCCUUAAUGUUCAGAAGUCACAGUUGGGAAGUUCUGGACCUAGUAAAUCAAAUGUGUCUCAAAAAAAACAAAAACGUGGAAUCUCCAAACAUAACUUGGUACUUAAGAAUUUCAGACCCAGUGGAAGACGAUACAUAUGCAUUGAAUGCAAUGGCACUAUUUUGGAUUUCUUUUCACAUUUUCCAAUGUUAUUACAUUGUGGUGCUUGCAAAUACAAGACAAAUUGUAAGAAGUCUAUUGGAAAUCACAUGAUAAGAUUUCACAGUACAAUUAGCAAGAGUCGAUUUUCAAAAGAAAAUGGAAAACAUUCUUCCUCAUUUAAAUUAACUCUUCUCUGUCUCAAAUGUGAUCUUAUGGAUGCAUCUGGUGGAAAUCGAAUGACCAAACAUUUAACAAAGAGGCCUAAUCACAGAUGCAAAGUUAUUCAAGACAAAGAUAUUAGUGCCAAAGAACAAGAGCUUCCCAAUGAAGAAGCUGGAAAGUUGAAAUCAACAACUACUGAGAUGCCAAAGGACCAGGACGAGACUCUUUCGAUCACAAGUGUCACAACUGCUAACACUGGUCAGCUACAACCUUUAAGGAAAUCAAACUCAACAGACUGUGAACAGGAUAAUGGAUCUUCAAAAAUUAUUACUGAAGAUUCACAGGAGCCAUUGCAUCUACAGGCAUCCAAUGAAGACUCUUUUGAAGUACUUUCAGAUUAAAGUCAAACAGUGACAAUUUAUUAAGUCUAUACUCUUAGACACUAUAACAUGAUUGUAACCAUAUUUCAAAACACAGUAUGAUAAGGGUUUGCUUUAAUUUUAUUGUAACUGUUGGCAUUAUUACAUUAAUAUUCAUCACUGCAAAUUUUAAUCACAUUUACAAUCUUUGCUAAAUAUUCAAAAUAACUGUCUUUCAUUCCUAUUUUAAUUUACAUGUCUUUAUUAUUCUUUUAAAAUAUAGAUAUAUAUUUUUCAUUUUAUGUUAUCUAUUUCAGUAGCAAUAGCAAUCAAUGUUUAAUGUUUUUUUUUUUUUAAUGGUGCGCAAUUUUAAAAAAGAAGCAUGGUUGUUGGAAGUGUUGUCUUAUUCCAAUAAACGAUUGAAACGAAAAA